AUGGCCGGGAGGAAUCACACGGUGGUGACAGAGUUCCUCCUUACUGCCUUCGCUGAGCACCCCGAGUGGGGGCUGCCUCUCUUCCUGGUAUUUUUGAGUUUCUAUUUCGUCACUCUGCUGGGGAACGCGGGGAUGAUCGUCCUGAUCCACAAAGAUCGCCAGCUCCGCACCCCCAUGUACUUCUUCCUGGGCCACCUUUCCUUCGUGGACAUGUGCUACUCCUCUGUCAUCGUCCCCCAGUUGCUGGCUGUGCUCCUGCACCACGGCACAGCCAUCUCGCGGGCUCGCUGCGCAGCUCAGUUCUUCCUCUUCACCUUCUUUGCGUCCAUCGACUGCUACCUGCUGGCCAUCAUGGCCUACGACCGCUACGUGGCCGUGUGCCAGCCCCUGCUCUAUGUCGCCGUCAUGACCGAGAAGGCCUGCCGGGGCCUGGUGGCCGGGGCUUACGCGGCUGGCUUCGCCAGCGCCUUCGUGCGGACGGUCACGGCCUUCAGCCUCUCCUUUUGCGGAGACAACGAGAUCGACUUUAUUUUCUGCGACCUCCCCCCGCUGUUAAAACUCACCUGUGGGAACAGCUUCACCCAGGAGGUGGUGAUCAUGGUGUUUGCCGUUUUUGUCAUGCCCGCUUGCGUGUUGGCCAUCUCGGCGUCCUACGUGUUCAUCGUCGUGGCCGUGGCGCAGAUCCGCUCGGCCGGGGGUCGGGCCAGGACCUUCUCCACCUGUGCCUCGCACCUGGCCGCCGUGUCGCUCUUCUUCGGGACCCUCAUCUUCAUGUACCUGCGGGACAACGCGGGCCAGCCCUCCCAAGAGGACCGGGUGGUGUCUGUGCUCUACACAGUGGUCACCCCGAUGCUGAACCCCCUCAUCUACAGCCUGAGGAACAAGGAGGUGAAGGCGGCUGUUAGGAAGGCCCUGAGCAGGCCGGAGGCUGCCGGGAGACCCUAG
Molecule: messenger RNA, 945 nt
Organism: Miniopterus natalensis
Lineage: Eukaryota; Metazoa; Chordata; Mammalia; Chiroptera; Miniopteridae
Product: olfactory receptor 9Q2-like
Biological process (GO): G protein-coupled receptor signaling pathway
Cellular component (GO): membrane
Molecular function (GO): G protein-coupled receptor activity; olfactory receptor activity
Source: RefSeq, a predicted model, not a curated record